GAGCCAUAAAGAGUAUUACACUUAAACGUACAGUAAGCGAAAUUAAAGAAAAGCAAGAUAAAGAUGCAGAUGCAUCUGCUGAUAUGAACGCUGCGCCAAUGUUUCUCGACAUUAAUCUAGAAAAUUAUCAUAUUCUUAUUUAUGUCAAAAGAGGCGAAAUUGAAGCCGAUGAGACAGAAAAAAAGCAAGAUCCUAAUGCAUCUGUUACAAACGUAAGGCCAAGGGUUUCUCGACUUAAACCUGCGAAUUAUCAGUGA
Messenger RNA from Racocetra fulgida, 257 nucleotides. NCBI's taxonomy places the organism in Eukaryota, Fungi, Glomeromycota, Glomeromycetes, Diversisporales, Gigasporaceae. The record is from the annotation of a GenBank genome assembly.